Messenger RNA from Quercus lobata, 1557 nucleotides. RefSeq lists its product as uncharacterized. Lineage: Eukaryota; Viridiplantae; Streptophyta; Magnoliopsida; Fagales; Fagaceae. The transcript has 5 exons. Bases 1 to 1557 code for a protein of 518 amino acids. The record is from RefSeq and is a predicted model, not a curated record.
AUGGAGGGGGUGUUGAAAUUAAAGAAGGGAAUAAAAGAGCUACCGGUGAAAGAAGAAAAGAUGUGGAAGCAGAGGUCUAGAGCCCUUUGGUUGCAUGAAGGAGAUAAAAACACACAGUACUUUCAUAGUCGGGCGACACAAAGAUAUAGGCGGAAUAAAAUAUGUGAGCUGAUGGAUUCAGAGGGGCAGCGCUGCAUGGAAGAGGAGGAUAUUGCACAGGUCCUAAUUGGGUACUAUCAAGGAUUAUUUGAGUCGGCUAACCCAUGCAGUAUAGAUCAGGCCGUGGCUGACAUCCCACCCUUUAUUACACCCGAGAUGAAUGAUAUGCUCCAAGAGGAAUACACAAGGGUUGAAGUGGAUAAAGCUUUGCACCAGAUGGAAGCUCUUAAGGUGCCGGGCCCCAAUGGCAUGCCUCCAAUGUUCUUCCAACAUUAUUGGCAAACCGUUGGGGAUGAUGUAUCAGCGGUGGUGUUAAGUUGCUUAAAUACAGGUUCUAUUCCUCCGUCUAUAAAUAAAACUUUUAUCACCUUAAUUCCUAAGAAAGCAAAGAGUUUAGGGUUUAUGGCGUUGAAGCUUGAUAUGAGUAAGGCGUAUGACCUAGUUGAGUGGAGUUUCCUUAAAAAAAUUGUGGAGAAAAUGGGCUUUGGUGCAAGUUGGGUGAAGUUAGUUAUGGAGUGUAUUAGUAUGGUGUCUUUCUCAAUUUUGGUGAAUAGGGAACCAAAGGGUGAGAUAAAACCAUCUAGAGGAAUAAGACAAGGUGACCCCCUCUCACCUUAUCUCUUCCUAUUGUGUUCUGAAGGGUUAAAUCGGUUGAUUCAGGGAGUAGUAAGGGAGGACAAGAUAAGGGGUUUCUCGUUGUGUAGGAAUGGACCACGAACUAGCCAUCUCUUUUUUGCAGAUGAUACUUUGAUCUUUUGUAGAGCGGUGAUGGGUGAUCUCCUUGCACUUCAAGACAUUCUGAACUUGUAUGAGAAAGCUUCUGGCCAACAAAUAAAUAGAGGGAAGACGACAAUUUUCUUUAGCAAAGCUGUUUCGGUGGAAAGGAAAGUGGAAUUAUCAAACUUUUUAGGGGUCCUGGAGGUUAAGGAGUAUGAGAAAUAUUUGGGGUUGCUUGCGGUGGUUGGGAGAAAUAAAAGACGUGGAGAGCAAAGGAAAAUUCAUUGGAGAAGUUGGGAGGUCAUGUGUCAGCCAAAUGAGCUUGGAGGUUUAGGUUUUAAAGACUUGGUCAAAUUUAAUGAGGCCAUGCUUGCAAAACAGAGUGUAUUGAAGGCUAGAUCAGUCAUAACUGAUGGUAUGUUAUGGAGAGUGGAAGAUGGCUUAACAAUCCGGGUUUAUUGGGACAAGUGGCUACCUGGGAAAUUCCCUUCCAGGAUCGGUGCACCACAGCUUGCUACCCCAGUCUGGGAAUCGGGGUUUGGGUGGUUGAGGAAAGAUUUCCCAACGGUGGUGUCAUUCUCGGACUUGGUAUCGCUGGUUGGGGAGCACUCGAAGUGGUUGGAGCUCUUUGCUUUUGUUGCUUGGUCAAUCUGGUGCAGGCGGAACAAAAUGAUGCAAUGA